This is a messenger RNA of Nerophis lumbriciformis (worm pipefish), 912 nucleotides long. The record is from RefSeq and is a predicted model, not a curated record. NCBI's taxonomy places the organism in Eukaryota, Metazoa, Chordata, Actinopteri, Syngnathiformes, Syngnathidae.
AUGAAAGACCGCUUGAAAGAGUUACUGGAGAGAACUCAGAAUUCUCCUGAUUCAGGAAGCAUAAGUUUUAACCCUCUGUCCGAGGAGGAAGAUGGCACUGACAAGUCUGUGGUCGUCGGGGUCAUAACACCUGAGGCCGUGAUAUUUGAGGAGGAGCCAGUCAUUGACAACUUUCUAUCGGAAGUUCAGCAAAUCCGAAAUGAUAUUGUUGCACUGGAAAUCGAGGUCCUUAAAUUCGGCCAACAACAAAAGAUGUUGGUUGCAACUAUGCGCCGUUUCAGUAUAAUGAAAAAAGAGAGCAGCAUAACGAGGGACAUCAAGCUCCAAGCUGAGAGCCUCCACCGACGUCUGGACAAGCUUUCCAAACAGGUGCAAAAAACAGAAGAGCAGCACGGUCCUACUGCUGUUACAACAAGAAUACAACGCUCUCAGCAUACAUCAGUCUACCUCAAAUUCCAGCAGGUAAUGCGGCAGUAUAAUGAAGGACUGUUGACCAAGCAGGAGCGCUGCAAGCACUUCAUUAUCCGGCAGCUAGAAGUCUCGGGAAAGGAUGUGACGGAAGAGGAGGUGAAUGAGAUGGUUGCCACGGGAAAAUGGGAAGUUUUCAAUGAAAACCUGCUAAAUGAUGUCAAAAUCACUCGGUCCCAAUUGUCAGAGAUUGAACAGAGGCACAAGGAACUCUUGAGCCUUGAAAGCAACAUGAUGGAGAUGAAGGACCUCUUCAUGGAUAUUUUUAUGUUGGUGGAGGAACAAGGGACCCACAUUGAGCACAUCCAGACCAAUGUGGAACGGACCCAGGACUAUGUGGCAGCUUCUAAUGAGAAGUUCAAGUUGGCCGCCAGGUACAAAAAAAAGAACCCCCUUCGUCGACUCUGCUGCUGUUGUUGCCCUCCCUGGAAAUGCUGCUUUUAA